Molecule: messenger RNA, 678 nt
Organism: Drosophila montana
Lineage: Eukaryota; Metazoa; Arthropoda; Insecta; Diptera; Drosophilidae
Exons: 3
Coding region: 1-678 (225 amino acids)
Source: RefSeq, a predicted model, not a curated record
AUGGCUACUGCCCUUCAUCCCGUCAACGAUGUGGUGAUCGAUGCACAGGUUUUCAAGAGAGCCAACGGAUAUAAGCCAUGGCUCUACAAGGGCCAAUUUGAUGGCUGUCGGUUUUUGAAAAAGGCCUAUAUACCGCUUGUUAUUUUCAUUUUUAAGCUAAUCAAGGAUUACACCAACCUGAAUCACCCCUGCCCGUAUGUGGAAGCGGUUAUAUUUAAAUUUACGAAUGCGGUCUGUGAGAAUCACAAUAAGACCUGGAUUACUGUGCACAAGUGUCGACUGCGGGCAAUUAGUCGCAAUAAGACGACAUUUAACUUGAAUUUAACCCUGAACUAUCCUGUGGAUCAUCCCGUUAACGUUAAAGGUCAACUUCUGCAGAAGGCGAAUGGCUACAAGCCUUGGCUCUUUUCCGCGAAUAUCGAUGCGUGCCGCUUCAUGAAACGGGCCUAUAAUCCAGUUGCCAUUCUGGUAUUCAAGCUCUUCAAGGAAUACUCGAAUUUCAAUCACAGCUGCCCCUAUGUCGGUCCGGUGAUUAUACAAGAUUUUUACCUGCGUGUGGAUAAAAUACCGAAUGCCAUGCCCACUGGCGAUUACCUAUUGGUGCUGGCCUUUUCCUUUAGUAAGAAGCCACAGAUAACAACAAAGGUAUAUUUCGCAUUCGUAGAGGAUCUUUUAUGA